GUUCAUCUUGCGAUUCGAUCGUUCAUUAGCUUUUCUGGGUUUUGAUUUUUUCUUUCUGGGGAAGUCUAAGAACAGAGAAGGUUGUGAGCGUUUCUCCUGUUGUUUCCACCAUGGGUGGUUGUCUGGCAUGUUUAUACAAGUCCAAAGUAGUUGUGUCCGAGGCUCCCAAAGAGCUACUACAUUGUACUGAACGGAGAGACCACACUGUCUCAGAGGAUUUCUGGACCAAUUUCAGCACCUUGGAUAUGGAAAACUAUCCCAGAAUUCGGUCACAGGGAAAGGUUUCGUCGAUUAGUACUUCGAACGUGACUGUUGUCGAUUCUCAGGGAGGUGGUUCCGACCCGUCUGAGUUUGUCAAUCAUGGUCUCACUCUGUGGAAUCAAACCCGGAAAUGGUGGGUGGGAAGUAAAACGAAAACGCCCAAGAUGCAUGAAAGACGUGUUCAAGAACCGGUAUUGAGUAAGAAUGUUACAUACGAGAGUCUACUCGGGAGCAACAAGCCAUUUCCCCGACCUCUUCCUCUCUCUGAAAUGGUGCAGUUUCUGGUGGAAACUUGGGAACAAGAGGGUUUGCACGGCUGAAUCUUCCUACAAAAAAACAUUUGGAUUAUGCUAUAUUUACUCGCGUGAUCGUAUAAUCUGAUCUAUAAAACCACACGGGAUCUAUGGCACAUCAUCUGUGACGAGGUUUGGGAUAGUGACUAAACAAUACAAGGAUCAUUUGCUGUCGGGAUCUGUCCUCAUUCUUGGAUCUUGUUUUCUUUAUCAUUCGUUUCGUUGAAGAUGCAAUCUUUUGUUAGAUUCUCUUUACAGUUCAACAGCGAGAUUCUUAUAACCUAAACAGAGCAUUGCAAGAUCGGCCGUUUUCAUUCGUUCA
Molecule: messenger RNA, 876 nt
Organism: Tarenaya hassleriana
Lineage: Eukaryota; Viridiplantae; Streptophyta; Magnoliopsida; Brassicales; Cleomaceae
Exons: 5
Coding region: 111-581 (156 amino acids)
Source: RefSeq, a predicted model, not a curated record